UUGACAUUUACGAACGCUUAGAUCCAACUUGGGUCAAUCAUCAGAUAAACCGAGAUAAACUUUUAAAUUGUGACUUCUAAAAAGUGUUAAAAGCUUUGUCUGGUCUCCGGUCUUGUUUAUGCAAGUGGUUUUCUUUGAAUUCAUAUUUUUUCGGUUUUCUUCAAAAAGUAAAAAUGGAUAAAAUGUUACUGCUUUUUAUUCAAGACCAAAUUUUUAACGAUGAAGAUGAUGACGACGAUCAAAUGGUUUUGCUAACUGAGGGCCUUUUAGUCUCAAAGGAGAAAAGGCUUCGGAUUUCUAAUUAUUAUGAGGAAACCAUACCAAAAUACAUGGACGACGAUUUCAAAGCUCAUUUCCGCAUAAAAAGGUCAACCGUAGAAGUUUUAUUGUGUAGUUUGGGGCCUCAUUUUACUCGGCAAUCUGGGAGGCCCCAGUUACCAUUAAAGAAACAAUUGUUACUUUCUAUCUGGUAUUUAAGUAACCAGGAGGUUUUUAGGUCUAUUUCUGAUCGUUUCGAUGUAUCAAAAAGCACAGCAUAUGAAUGUAUUGGCAGAUUCUUAAAUGCAGUAAUGGCUAUAGCUAAUGAAUUUAUCAAGUGGCCUAGUCAUGCAGAAGCCCAAAGAACUAGUUUACAUUUCAGGGAGCAGAAUGGGUUUCCUGACAUAAUUGGCUGCAUUGAUGGCAGUCAUGUUCCCAUUGCAAAACCUAAAAAUAAGCCUGACUCAUACAUAAACAGAAAGGGCUACCACUCUAUAAUUUUACAAGGAAUCUGUAAUGAAAAAUAUGAAUUUAUAGAUGUUUCUUGUGGUUGGCCAGGUAGUAUGCAUGACGCCAGAGUCUUGAGGAAGUCAGACUUUGGUAUAAAAAUGACAGAAAAUCCUGCAGCAUUAUUUUAUGGAAAUUUCCAUCUACUAGGGGAUUCAGCUUAUCCUCUUAAUAAUUAUAUUUUAACACCAUUUAGGGAUAAUGGACACCUAAGUGCAAGGCAAAAAAAAAUUAAUAAAAAGUUAUCAUCUAUCAGAAUAAUCAUAGAACAUGUUUAUGGUAUGCUAAAAUCAAGGUUUAGAAUUUUAAAGUAUGUUAACAGGUAUUUAACAGUGGACAUACCAAAGCUUACUUUGGUGUGCUGUAUACUUCAUAAUGUUUGUAUGAAGCAGAAUGACAAUGUAGAAUUAGAAGAUAAUUUAGAACCAACAGUCAUUGAAGAAGACAAUUAUUAUGGGGAAGAACAGGAUCAUGUAAGAGAAGCAAAAAGAAAUUACAUUUCUACUAUUCUGUAAUUCAAAUUUUUUUGUUGUACUAAAUUACUAUAAUGUAUAUUAUUAUAUCUUGUAUUUUUAAAAUUCACUUGGUUAUUUUCUUGGCAAUUUAAUGUUCACAAAUAAUAAUGUGCUUUGUUAAAUUUCUGUUUAAAAGUGCCUGUUUAUAAAAGUAAAGGUUGUACACUAUAUUGGUGUGAAUAAUGUUUUUGAUAAAAAUACAGGUGCACUUA
Molecule: messenger RNA, 1492 nt
Organism: Sitophilus oryzae (rice weevil)
Lineage: Eukaryota; Metazoa; Arthropoda; Insecta; Coleoptera; Curculionidae
Product: putative nuclease HARBI1
Exons: 4
Coding region: 174-1280 (368 amino acids)
Source: RefSeq, a predicted model, not a curated record